AUGCCUGAACGGGCUCUGUAUAACGCAUCCAAGUUUGCCCUGCACGGGUAUUUCGGGUCACUGAGGCAUGAGCUGCACGACUAUGGCGUUCACGUGUCUCUGAUAUGUCCCGGCUAUGUUGCCACCAACCUUUCGCUGAAUGCCUUAACCAGCGAUGGAUCGGCACAUGGCAUGCUGGAUCCCACAACGGCAAAGGGAUAUCCGCCUGAGUUUGUGGCGAAGAACGUCCUGUAUGCCAUCGCCCAGAAAAGAGAUCUCGUGAUCCUGGCCGAUGUCAAGGUUUGGAUUGCCUACGUACUCACAAUCCUGAGCCCCAGCAUGCUCUUCAAAGUGACUCACACAAAGAGUUUCAAAAAGUAA
Messenger RNA from Sphaeroforma arctica JP610, 360 nucleotides. RefSeq lists its product as hypothetical. Lineage: Eukaryota; Ichthyosporea; Ichthyophonida. The transcript has 2 exons. The record is from RefSeq and is a predicted model, not a curated record. Gene Ontology annotation, cellular component: membrane. Bases 1 to 360 code for a protein of 119 amino acids.